GAGGGGCCAGUGUUUCAUAUUGGGAACUUUGGAGGCCUUGAGGUUUGGACCAAUCCGUAAGACCCCCGGCAGGUGCGGGGGGGGGGGGCGUGGGGAAAAACCGGGUCAGCAUGCGGGACCGGACCCACGAGCUGAGACAGGGGGAUGACAGCUCUGAUGAUGAAGGGAAAGAGCGAGUCGCUCUGGUCGUGCAUCCGGGCACCGCCAAAUUGGGGAACCCCGACGAGGAAUUCUUCCAGAAGGUUCGGGGCAUCCGACAAACCAUGGGGAGAUUGGAGAACAAAGUUAAGGAAUUGGAGAAGCAGCAGAUCACCAUCCUCGCCACGCCUCUUCCUGAGGAGAGCAUGAAGCAAGAUCUCCAGAACCUCAGGGAAGAAAUAAAACAAUUGGGGAAGGAGAUUCGGACUCAGCUGAAGGCCAUUGAUCCCCAGAAGGAGGAAGCAGAUGAAAACUGUAAUUCUGUCAACGUAAGGAUGAGAAAGACCCAGCAUGGAAUCUUAUCCCAACAAUUUGUUGAGCUCAUCAACAAGUGUAAUACAAUGCAGUCAGAAUACCGGGAAAAGAAUGUAGAACGGAUCCAGAGGCAGCUAAAGAUCACCAAUGCUGGAAUGGUGUCAGAAGAAGAGCUGGAGCAGAUGCUGGAGAGUGGACAAAGUGAAGUGUUUGUGUCCAACAUCCUGAAGGACACACAAAUGACACGGCAGGCAUUGAAUGAAAUCUCCACCCGACAUGGGGAAAUCCAACAGCUUGAACGAAGCAUCCGGGAACUCCAUGAAAUCUUCACCUUUCUGGCCACUGAAGUAGAGAUGCAGGGGGAGAUGAUUGACAGGAUUGAGAAGAACAUUCUCAGCUCAGCAGAUUUUGUGGAACGGGGUCAGGAGCAUGUCAAAUCUGCACUGGAGAGUCAGAAGAAGGCCAGGAAGAAAAAGGUGGGGAUCGCUAUUUGUGUCAUUAUUGCAGUUCUCAUCCUUGCUUUAGUCAUUGGUCUCAGCGUAGGAACCUAAUAGCAACCUUCAUCAGCUGAGGUGAGGGGGGAGACUUGGCUUUGGGGGAUUCAUGGAACCUAGGAAGGAAGUCAACAGCACUGCCUCCUUCUUAUGCCCCCAACGGCACAGUUAGGAGGCCCAGCUGGCAAAGGAGGCAGAUUUUUUUCUUGGAGGGGAGAAGUGGAGUGGGAGGAAGAUGGGUGGCACCUGGAGCCCAUUUUAUCCCUGGUUCUACCCUCCAGAGGUCUCCUGCCCUCUGCACCCUCAUUUUAUUUUCCCUUUCAUUCACCUGAGCUUCACUUCUUCAUCCCUAGAAUCCUAUUCCAGCCUUUUUUAUCCCCCCCACUCCCACCCUUUGGGGUGACUACCAGGGAAUUCAGUGGGGUGGGGAAGCCUCAGAGUGAGGGCAGGGAGCAGGGCUUGACCCUUGCUGGGCCUCAGCUCCAGCUUAAAUGGGUUUCUAGGUCCUGGGAUCAUCUGGGACAAAAUUUUGUAAGAAAUAAAGUUAAAACAGUGUAUCAUG
Messenger RNA from Vombatus ursinus (common wombat), 1509 nucleotides. It is a transcript of the gene STX4, whose product is annotated as syntaxin 4. The transcript is spliced from 11 exons. The record is from RefSeq and is a predicted model, not a curated record. Lineage: Eukaryota; Metazoa; Chordata; Mammalia; Diprotodontia; Vombatidae. Gene Ontology annotation, biological process: exocytosis; vesicle fusion; intracellular protein transport. The coding region runs from base 111 to 1004 and encodes 297 amino acids. Gene Ontology annotation, molecular function: SNARE binding; SNAP receptor activity. Gene Ontology annotation, cellular component: plasma membrane; SNARE complex; endomembrane system.